AUGAUUAUUGAGGAGAUUGGUAAUGACUUUGUCGACACUUUGUCCGUUGAUCCACAGACGCAAUCCGCGUACAAGAAACGCGAGCCUAGCGAAGAUGAAGUGAAUCAGCAGCUCGUUGACGACCUAUUGACACCAAACGCAGAGCUCAGCUGGGAGUUGCUUGACUUGAUACAGGAAAAGCCGCAGGUGGAUAGAGACAGGGUAAUUGACCGACUAGUCAUAAACCCCGGCUCGUUGAACCGGACCAAAUUUAGAUUCAAGAGGACCGGCAUCCACGGGGACAUUUCCGGGUACCAGGAAGAAGUCGAUUUGAAAAAAGUCAACUCGUCGGCUUCGAAUUCGUUGCAUAUUGGUAGAGACUACUCCUCCAAAAGCGAGAGCUUGAGGGGCCAGUCGGGGUUCUUGCCCUUCCAGCCAGGUGGAUUGAUCCAGCAAGCUGCACAGGAUCGUGAAGUCAAGGACAACACGCUGAGCUUGCAUCGGAAUGACUAUGGAUUAUUCGAUAUACCUCCCGGUUUUACUAGAGGAUUGCAAGUCGGUGGUGGUGGUGGUGGUGAUGAUGAUGAUGAAGAAGAAGAAGAAGAAGAAGGGCUCGAUUUGGAGACUGGCGAGGAGAACAUCGACAGCAAUGGUCUUGGACAUGACAUUGUCGAACCCAUGAAACGCCACUCUUUGAACGAUAAAAUCACUUCUGGUGGUGGCGGUGGUGAUUCCAAGGGCACAUCUGAAGAAGUGCCCUUUGACGCAGAGGAAAUCGAGGGACUUGUCCCCUUUGACUAUUCCUCAUUCAAAUACGAGAACAAAAAAUCACUCGAUAAGCGUACGUGGGCUCACGUGGUUGACUUGGACCACAAGAUUGAAGAUUUCAACGAGUUGGUGCCCAACAUGGCACGGACCUGGCCGUUUGAGCUUGAUAUUUUCCAAAAAGAGGCCGUCUUCCAUUUGGAACAAGGGGAUUCUGUAUUUGUUGCCGCACACACGUCGGCUGGUAAGACUGUUGUCGCCGAGUACGCAAUCGCAAUGGCCAAUAGGAACAUGACCAAGUGUAUCUACACUUCACCAAUCAAGGCACUUUCGAACCAGAAAUUCCGCGAUUUCAAAGAAACUUUUAAAGACAUUGAUGUGGGGUUGAUCACGGGUGACGUGCAAAUUAACCCCGAUGCAAACUGCCUAAUUAUGACCACGGAGAUUUUGAGAUCGAUGUUGUAUCGCGGUGCCGAUUUGAUUCGAGAUGUCGAGUUUGUCAUCUUUGAUGAAGUGCAUUAUGUCAACGACAUUGAUCGUGGUGUCGUUUGGGAAGAAGUCAUCAUUAUGUUGCCCGACCACGUGAAAUAUAUCCUCUUGUCUGCCACGGUGCCCAAUACGUUUGAGUUUGCCAACUGGGUCGGCAGAACCAAACAAAAGGAUAUCUACGUCAUCUCAACUCCCAAGAGACCUGUUCCGUUGGAGGUUUUCAUAUCUGCCAAGAAUAAACUAUUCAAAGUCGUCGAUUCCAAUAGAACGUUCUUGGAAGGUGAGUUCAAGGCACAUAGGGACUUGUUGGAGGCUGGAAACGCAAAGAAGGAAUUGCCCUCCACGACAAUGGGUCUGGGAAGCCGUGGAGGUCCUGGCGGAACUGCGAGAGGCGGAAAUCGAGGUGCAAGUGGGAACAGAGGAGGGGGCAGAGGCGGAAGAGGUGGCGGUGGUGGUUCCAUGACAGCAAAUCGCGGGAACUUUUCUGGCCCCAAGAGAUUCGGAAGCGACGGGCCAAAUAAAAAGACCUGGAUAGAUUUGGUUUAUUAUUUUAAGCAGAACUCUUUGUUACCCGCUGUCAUUUUUGUCUUUUCAAAAAAGCGAUGCGAAGAGUAUGCAGACUCCUUGAGGGGAGUCGACUUUUGCAACGCCAGGGAGAAAUCUGAGAUACACAUGUUUAUCGACAGAGCCGUUAGCCGGUUGAAAAAGGAGGAUCGGGAACUUCCGCAAAUUAUGAAAAUCCGCGAUAUGCUCAGUCGAGGCAUCGCCGUGCAUCACGGUGGGCUCUUGCCCAUAGUCAAGGAAUGCAUCGAGAUUUUGUUUGCCAGGACCUUGGUCAAGGUCUUGUUUGCCACGGAGACUUUUGCCAUGGGGCUCAAUUUGCCGACAAGAACGGUGGUGUUUAGUUCCACGCGGAAACACGACGGCCGAGGAUUCAGAAACUUGCUACCUGGUGAAUUCACACAAAUGUCCGGGAGAGCAGGAAGAAGAGGCUUGGAUAAGACCGGUACCGUUAUCGUGAUGGCUUACAACGAGCCGCUCUCCCCCACGGAUUUCAAGGAAGUGGUCUUGAGCGCCCCCACAAAGUUGCUGUCUCAAUUUAGGCUCACGUACAACAUGAUUUUGAAUUUGCUCCGAGUCGAAGCGUUGAAAGUGGAGGAGAUGAUCAAGCAUUCAUUUAGUGAAAACUCGACGCAAGUGCUCUUGCCUGAGAACCAGAAAAGGUACGACUUUCUUAUGGGCCAGAUGAAGGAGGUUGGAAUCGCCAACUGCUCCAAGUGCUCCUUGCAAGGUGUUGAGGAGAGCUGUAAAUUAUUCUUUGACUAUGAACGAAUAUAUGGCCAGUGCGUCGCUGAAAUUCACAAGUCGCCGAUAUUGAAGAUCCAGCUUCUCAGGACGGGAAGGUUGGUUUCUUUUAGAGACAAGAACUCAACCACUCGCAUUGGGUUUGUGAUUAAAUCGGAUACUGCAUCCGAAAGCAUCUUGGUUCUCACUUUUGACCAUGGAGUGGAAUAUGAAAAAUCUGCUCAAGAGUCAACGCUUCCCUAUAUUCCAAUAACAGGUUAUCUUCAGGCCUCCUUCCCCAGGAUCCACUACAACGGCUCGAUGAAAGCACUCACAAUACCCUAUGAGAACGUCAUGUUUAUCAGCAGUUAUCUGCUCAGGGUGCUGUUGAUUGACGUGCUCAACGGAACCCCCCAAGCGGUGAAAGCUGCCGAGGAGCAGAUAAAAACCAUUGUGAGACAUCAGUACUGGUUGGAAGAGAUGAAGUUUAAGCAAAGCAAGCACUUGUCGUUGCACGAGUUGUCUAUGGAGAAAAAGUCCAUCGUGGAAGAGUUGCGCAAGUUGAGAGCAUUCAAAUGUGCAAACUUCAAGCAGCAUUACUCCGAGUUCCGCAAACGCCACCACAUUGCCGAGGAAAUCGAAGGGUUGCAAAGACUCAUUUCGGAUGAAAAUUUGGACUUGUUGCCGGAUUACGAGCAGCGGCUACUGGUGUUGGAGACGCUUGGGUUCAUUGACCCGCAACACAAUGUAGUGCUCAAGGGCCGGGUUGCGUGCGAGAUCAAUGCCGGGUGGGAGUUGAUCAUCACCGAGCUCGUGCUCGACAAUUUCCUCGGCGACUUUGAGCCCUCCGAGAUUGUUGCCUUGUUGUCGUGCUUUGUAUACGAAGGGCGCACCCAAAAAGAAGAGCCGUUGUUGGUGACUCCGCGUUUGGAAGAAGGUAAGAAGAAAAUCUUGACUAUUGCAGACAAGUUGCUCAAGGUGUUUAUUGAGAAACGGGUGCUACUCACGUCGGAAGAAGAGGACUUUGUGGAGAGCAAGAGAUUCGCCUUGGUCAACGUGGUUUACGAAUGGGCCAACGGGUUAAGUUUCAAUGAGAUCAUGCAGAUGAGUGUCGAGGCCGAGGGAACCAUUGUGCGUGUUAUCACCAGGUUGGAUGAAAUCUGCCGUGAGGUGAAGAACGCCGCGUUGAUUAUCGGUGAUUCUAAAUUGCAUUUGAAGAUGGCCGAGGCUCAGGAGAAGAUCAAGAGGGAUAUCGUCUUUUGCGCUUCUUUGUAUUUAUAA
Molecule: messenger RNA, 3798 nt
Organism: Lodderomyces beijingensis
Lineage: Eukaryota; Fungi; Ascomycota; Pichiomycetes; Serinales; Debaryomycetaceae
Source: the annotation of a GenBank genome assembly